AUGAAUUCUGAUAAGACAAAAAGAAUUACCGAUGAAGCUCAAUACGUCAAAGGCGUUGUAAAGGAAAACCUUGGCAGGGCAAUUCAUGAUGAGAAAUUAAUUUCUGAAGGAACAAAUGAAAAGUUAACUAAGCAAGCUGAAAUGGAAGCAGCCCAAAAAGUCGCUGUAAAAGACCCUCAGAAAGAAAAUCCAUCUAUCGUCUCUCUUGAAAAAGGAAGUCCCAAAGUAAUCAAAAAAUCUCUUGAUGAAUCACCUACCAACGAAUAUGGAAAAGCGAAUCCUGUCACGCAUCAAAAAAUGAAAGAAAUUGACCCGAUGGAGGCAGAAAAUUCAAAGUUGAAGAAAGAGGAAAGUAAAUUAUAA
Messenger RNA from Ambispora leptoticha, 363 nucleotides. NCBI's taxonomy places the organism in Eukaryota, Fungi, Glomeromycota, Glomeromycetes, Archaeosporales, Ambisporaceae. The record is from the annotation of a GenBank genome assembly.